GUCAAUAACGAUGCGGUUCUUAACCCCACUACCAGUAUGUGUACUCAUGCCUUCGGAUAUCUUCCAGCUAGCUACCGGUAGUCGACAAUUGUGACCAUUGAAUGGUAGCUGUUAGACCGCGUAUUCAGGCGGAUUACGCUUCGGUUGGCUGCCUUGUCGUGUCUGGCAACAUUAGCUUACAAAUGACCAAGAGGAUACAUUGGCGAGGGAGUUGAUGGUAACGCAAGCCCUGGAUCCAGCAUUUGGAUCCUGGCUUCAGUUGAUAGAGACAGUAACCGAGCACACUGUUGUAAUAUAUUAAUCUUCUUGUAUCCUACUUUACGCACUUGUUCUUGCCAAGCCUUCUUACACCGAUGCCCGGCACCUUGGAAAGCGCUCUGCACGCCAAAAACAUUAACAUAAGUCGUAAAUAGCGUUAGCUUACAAAUGAAUGGCAGCUCGUGACUUCUCUGCAACGUAUGUGGGGAUUUGCGGUGACGAGCAACAUAAGAAACGGCGCCGGUUAGCGCAGGUGUAUGCAAGCAGGGCAAGCGGGAAAGCAUAUUUCGAUAGGUGUAUGCCUUCUGAACCUAGACAGCCGUCCCAACAGUCAGGCCUCACUACUAAGCGAAUGGAUGUUACUUUGCUAAAGCCUACUGCAGCAGUCCUGCUGUACAACCUGCAACAGCACGGAACCCUAUUGCAGCGGCUCGGCCACGGCAAGCAGCCGACGCCGCAGAUGGACCCGGGGGCACCUGAGGUCGCCGAGGGCCGAACGGGUUUACAAGCCCGAUCCCGGACGCCGCAACAUAUUUUGGGGGGAGCUUCCAUGAAGGUCGACGCGGAAGAAGGAACAAUGGAUAACCGGUUUGACACAUCUCCAUGCCCAGGAACUCUUGCGGACUACAUAACAGCUAUUCAAGCGCGGGGUGGCCGGAUUCGGUGGCGUCCGGAAGACGUGAAGGCCAUGCUGAUGCACCUGGCGUCCUUGCCCCCGGGCAGCAGCGGUGUCGAUACCAAGCAGGCCAUGGAGAAGCUGGGUAUAGCUCAUCUACCUGAUCCAGACAACAAGCUCUGUGUAUGCGUUACAUUUAAACUGCACACGAUCCGUAACACACUGGCGCACGGCCGGGACCCUCUGGCAGGAGAAGCCAUGCCCAGGGCCCGUCCGGGGACUUACAAUUUUCGGGGCUGGCUCAAGCAGGCCUUGUUAACAUUACCCAACUGUGAGGGCACACUGGCGCAGGCCGCAGCAAUCCUGGAGGCGGACCCUGACAUCAGCCCUAAGCUGGACAGGAGGCCGGACCACCAUUACCACAGCUUUCCGGUGUGGCGAACGCACCUCAAGCGAGCAGCAUCAUGGUGCCCUGAAUUUGUCAACACUGGGCGGAAGCAGGGCAAGGGUGCGAUCUACCGCUAUGAUGAAGGGGUCGCCCAGGCGCUGCAAGAGGGCCGCAAGCCGCCCAAGGCGCCCAAGGGGCGGGUGCCGCAUCUGGGGGCGCGCGGUGGUUGCAACUGAGGAAAGGGCCUCGGGUUCGCGCGCGCUGAUGUGCGCGGAAUCGUGUGGAGGGGGCGGGGGCGAGCGUGUUUAGUGUCACUACAUGGCUUGAGGGGAGGGAGCUGAGGGAGUUGGCAGGGGACCCCCGGGAGACAGCGUGUCCGUCCAUUGGAACAGUGCAUACCGGGUUAAAGAGAGGAUAGUAGGGAGUAAUGCUAAUCGUAUGAGAGCAGCAGACGGGGCAGCUCGUGCGUGUCUACCUAGCAGCGCCAGCAGCAGGAAGAUGUACGGCUGUGACGUCCGUUUUUCCGUGAGGUCGUGGGGGAAGGGCGUCGUCCGGUUCAUCACAGGAUGGGGUUGGGUACCUAGAUGCCGAUGGUGAUCUGUGCUGUCGUCGCACUAGCCUGCUGGAGGCUGCUGAUUGUGCUACCUACUCGCUGGUUCUGUCCCGCUUGCAUUACUGAUUUGUUUGGAAGGCUGGAUAGAGCACAAAUGUUUUGUGCACACAUACGUACCAUGUCAGGCGCAGUACGAAGGCAUGAUAGCUUGAUAGGUCCAGGGAUGUACGGCAGAUGCCCUAUGAAGGCCGAACCUGGGCAAGACACAUGUAAUGCCAUGUAGGACCACGGG
Messenger RNA from Astrephomene gubernaculifera, 2107 nucleotides. NCBI's taxonomy places the organism in Eukaryota, Viridiplantae, Chlorophyta, Chlorophyceae, Chlamydomonadales, Astrephomenaceae. The record is from the annotation of a GenBank genome assembly.